This is a messenger RNA of Portunus trituberculatus (swimming crab), 3184 nucleotides long. It is a transcript of the gene Tbh, whose product is annotated as dopamine beta-hydroxylase-like. Bases 931 to 2652 code for a protein of 573 amino acids. Lineage: Eukaryota; Metazoa; Arthropoda; Malacostraca; Decapoda; Portunidae. The record is from RefSeq and is a predicted model, not a curated record. Gene Ontology annotation, cellular component: secretory granule membrane. The transcript is spliced from 11 exons. Gene Ontology annotation, molecular function: copper ion binding; dopamine beta-monooxygenase activity. Gene Ontology annotation, biological process: dopamine catabolic process; octopamine biosynthetic process; norepinephrine biosynthetic process.
GGACUGAAAACACGUCAGGAACCUCAUCUGUCCCUUAUGAGGCGUUGGGAUGGCACGGGGCUUUUGGGAAAUGAAAUGAGUCGUUACUGGGGCAGAAGGAUCAUCGAAGGAACACAAGAUAGUUUGCUGAGAUAACUACUAGAGCCAAGUCUCGAUUUGAAUUACGGUGGGCAGGGGGAGUUUCCCUUCAGUAUACCAUGACGCGUUUCUAUAGUCAUUCUGCUUAUUUGCUAUUUGGUGAUUCUAUACAGCUUCAGAAACUUGUGUGGGGGGGGAUUGAAUUAGUGAAGACUCUGCUCAUUAUUCUUCUGACCUCCAAUGACGCUUCCUAAUGUUGAGAAAAUGAUCUAAUCGUACACAAAUCUCAAAGUAAAAGUGUGUCCCAGUAUUGAAGGGAUUUAAGAGAGAACCGCUAGAUUUUGGGAAAGUGCGGAGCUGAAAGGUUUAAUUUAUAAGGUCUAGAGAGGGUUCAGAGGCUUUUUGGUGGCAGCUGGAGACUAUAAUCUGUUUUUUUAGGAAGUUUAGAAACAUAACACUUGAAGUUGAUGGAUGGGUGAAUGAAGGAAGCGGCGAGAUGCGAGAUGGGGUAUGUGCCGUGAAUGUGUGAUCAUGUAGUGUUGAGAUAGGAGCCUGAGGACACAGGAAAUGAGGGCUGGGAGUUUGGGAGUUUUAGGUUUUGUAGUAGUGAGGCUGAAAAAUUAAAAAGUGGACUACGAAAAAAGAAAAGAAAAAAAGAAAUAGAGGUGUAGACAUUACGGUGAUCAGUAACUCCAGGAUUAGAAAAGUGUGUGGGAUGAGGGACAAGAGGUCUAUAAACUUAGUGUAAUGAGAAAGGGGGACUAACGUGUGUGGUGAAACAUGUCAGAGCAUGCGCCGAACCCGAACCGGACUCACCGACGCGGCUCCUUCACCGACGACAGGCAGUGAAACAUGAGGGGCCGUCGCGGAGGGAUCAAAAUCAGGGCUGUGCGUGUGGGGGUCCUUCUCCCCUUGCUAGUCCUGCUGGGGGUCGUUUUCGCAGGGUCGUCCUCGCAGCAGCACCCGACGACUCCGAUCUACGACGUGGCCCUUGAUUUCAACGACACACAUCACUUGUACUGGAGAAUUGACUACCUGAAGGAGGAGGUGGAGUUCGAAGUACACACGAAGGGCAAAGGAAGACAACCGUGGCUCGCUGUAGGGUUUUCUGACAGGGGGCUGCUGGAAGGGUCUGACCUGUGCGUACUGUGGACUGAUUGGCAUGGCAGGGUGCAUUUCCAGAACGCCUUCGUGGACUCGAGUCUCCGUUUGGACGCAGCCGAUCACCAGGACUGCCAGGACUUCAGAUACAAAGUUCGAGAUGAUGUGGUCAAGUUUACCUUCUCGCGCAAGUUUGAUACCUGCCACCCACACCACUACGUUAUACAGCGAGGCACGACCCAUGUGGUGUGGUCAUGGGGUGUGGGGCCCCUGUACCGCCUCUCGGGUGUGCUGGCCAAGGGGGACCACACUGGCAUGGUGCGAGUGGAGCUGCUCAAGCCUCCACUGCCCACAACUACCCUAGACAACACACAAGUACUGGAGUUUGGCCCAGUGAUUGAGGCGGGUAAUGAAGAUCUGGUUCACCACAUGGAGCUUUUCCACUGCGAGUACCCGCCCGAAGUGACCAUCCCCAAGUAUCAGGGCCCUUGUGCUGCCCCUGAUCGUGCCCCUGAGAUUGAUGCCUGCAAGAGGGUGUUAGCAGCCUGGGCAAUGGGCGCCUCCCCCUUUGUCUACCCAUUGGAGGCCGGGCUACCCAUCGGAGGUCCAGAUUUCAACCCAUAUGUGAUGCUGGAAGUUCACUACAACAACCCCAGACUUGUGGCAGGUCGUGUGGACAGCUCAGGUCUUGGUCUGCACUACACGAGGCGGCUGAGGGCACACGACGCGGCCAUCAUGGAGCUGGGCCUGGAGUACACUGCUAAGAUGGCCAUCCCGCCUCACCUGCCCUCCUUCACACUCUCCGGAUACUGUGUGCCUGAGUGUACUGCGCUGGGCCUCCCAGCAGAAGGUAUCCAUGUCUUUGGGUCACAGCUGCACACACACUUGACUGGAGUGAGAGCCUGGACCAAGCACAUUAGGGACGGCACAGAGUUGAAUGACCUGAACCGUGAUGACCACUACUCUACACACUUCCAGGAGAUCAGGAGGCUGCCGCACACUGUCCAUGUGUUACCGGGUGAUGUGCUUGUAAUGUCCUGCGAGUUCUCAACGAAGGACCGGGACAACGUUACAGUGGGAGGGUUUGCCAUCAGUGACGAGAUGUGUGUCAACUACAUCCACUACUACCCUCGGACUGACCUCGAAGUGUGCAAGUCCUCCAUCGAUUCAUCCACUCUCAUCAACUAUUUCAGCUUCAUGAAAAGGUGGGAGCUGCAGGCCACAUCCCGUGAGGCAAGCUGGAGGCAAAACUAUCAGGCCAUCAGAUGGACGCCUCUGAGGUCAGGUAUGCUUGGUGAUCUCUACCUGAACUCUCCACUCUCCAUGCAGUGCAACAAGUCUUCUGGGGUUCGUUUUCCUGGCUACUGGGAGAACAUUCCUAUCCCCCACAUCCUGCACCCACUGGAGCCUCCCCCAAGUCCUUGCAGCCCUGCCGAGAAGGUGGUAGAGAACGACUCUCCAUUAAUGAACUGAAAUAAUCUCACUCACUCAUUCUUCCACGGUAAUGUUUGGUUGUGUCUUUGUUCCCUGUAGUGGAAGUAAGGAGUUGUUUGGGUUCUGUAAUAAACACGCUCUGCCCUUUCUAACAAGUGUGUAUAGUUGGUUGUUUCUUUGGCUCCCCUACUAUCAGGUUUGCAUUGCUCUCUGGUGCAGAAUACUAACUUCCUCUCAUGUUCUUGCUGUAGAAAUUUAUGAACUUGCAGAUUUUCUUUGACUGUAUAGCCAAUGUAUAUGAUAAGGAUCUUCUGCUGUAGAAUAUAAAUUUAUGCCUUUCUUCCUGUGCAGUUUCCUCAGGUAGUGUAGAAAUGUGUGGAAGUUUGUCUCCAGUGAGCGGGAAGGUGAUGUAACACUAACAGAGGUCGGCUUGGUGUGACGUCUUCCUGCUUGGCCUGGGGAUGGAUGCCUUUGUAGCUUCCAUUUUCUGUUAAUGUUGUUAAGGGGAUUUCUUCAUAUCUUAUGUAGCAUGGCAUGAAAUAUAUAUAUUAAUAAAUAUUCUAAUGGAAAA